Molecule: messenger RNA, 459 nt
Organism: Exophiala dermatitidis NIH/UT8656
Lineage: Eukaryota; Fungi; Ascomycota; Eurotiomycetes; Chaetothyriales; Herpotrichiellaceae
Exons: 1
Coding region: 1-459 (152 amino acids)
Source: RefSeq, a predicted model, not a curated record
AUGACCGGCCAAGUGUGCCCCGUGGUUGGCACCACCAACACCGUCCUCCCUCCCAAACACCCGGACUUCGAUAUGAAUCAGCCAGGCCUCGUGUGCCCGGUCACGAAAGCCAAAACCGACCAUCACCACAACCUGCACAAACACCCGGGCAUCUUCGAGACUCCGGUCACCGAGGACGACAAGCUCCCCAACGCAGCGGCGUGCCCUGCCCUCUCCAAGAUUGUCAGCGAGCCCGAACAACAGAAAAUGGACGAGGCAAUCUGUCCGGUUGUCGGGGCCGUUUCCAGCGUGCUCCCGCCCAAUCACCCUUCGACGGCCGAAGCAAAGGACUCGGACGUCUGUCCUGUCACCAAUGCCUCGCUCGCUCACCACAAGAACAAGGUGCAGCCGCAUCCGAACCUGGAGACCGCACCAAAGGGCGCGGUGUGUCCUGUCGUGGGAGUCCCGGCAAAGGUUUGA